Corylus avellana is the source of this 1862-nucleotide messenger RNA. RefSeq names its product root phototropism protein 3. Gene Ontology annotation, molecular function: protein binding. The record is from RefSeq and is a predicted model, not a curated record. Lineage: Eukaryota; Viridiplantae; Streptophyta; Magnoliopsida; Fagales; Betulaceae.
UUGCAUAAUCUUAAUAAGGAAGCCUCGAGAGCAGAAUGCAAUACAAAUGUGCCAUCCCUGCAGAACAUGAUAAACCUACAAUGGGAAGGAAGAGUCAUGACACACAGAAUUUAAUUGGUCACUCAAUAUCUGGUAGGAAGUGCAACCGAUGUGUCAUUUUUCCAGCAAAUGUCAGCAUGGUUGCCGAAGCUCUAGAAAGAAGAAACCAGGAUUGGAUUAUCCGAACAAAAGUUACAAGUGAUCUGAUCAUACAAGUUGGACAUUCAACCUUUUACUUGCACAAGCUCCCUAUGGUCUCAAGAAGUAUGUAUUUGAAUAGACUGGUAUUUGAUAGAAGAAGCAAUGGCAAGACAGACUUGCAACUAGACAAUCUUCCAGGUGGAACAGAAACUUUCGAAUCAGUAGUGAAAUUUUGUUACGGAUGGAAGGUUGAUCUAACAGUAGCCAACAUUGCUCCAUUAUAUAGUGCUGCACAUUUCUUGGAAAUGACUGAUGAUCUUGAACAAGGAAAUCUCAUAUCCAAAACUGAGGCUUUUCUAAGCUUCUUAAUCCUUACCUCAUGGAAAGACACAUUUCAGAUUUUCAAAAGUUGUGAGCCCAUUUCUUACUGGGCCAAAGAGUUGGGAAUUGUGAAGAGAUGCUCAGAAGCCAUCGCCUUGAAUGUUCAAGCAAAUAAUGUUGAGAACUCAGUGCUUGAAGACAGACAUGAGAAAUGGUGGUUUGAAGAUGUUUCAGCCCUUAGAAUAGAUCAUUUUAUUGAAGUGAUUCAAUCCAUUAAAAGCAAAGCGGUGAGAUCAGAGCUUGUGGGAUCUUGUAUAGCUCACUGGACUGCAAAACGGCUUUCAAGAAUCACUUUUGGACUUCACAGUUUGAAUCCCAAGCAUAUGACUCACCAGUUGCAAAAAGUUACAACUGAAUGCUUGAUUAAGCUGCUUCCUGUUGAGGAAAAUUCUGUUUCUUUCAAUUUUCUACUACACCUUCUCAAGGUAGCUUUAAUGGUGAAAAUCAAUUCUGAAUUGCUGAAUAUGCUAGAAAGAAGAAUCUCUUUCAUGUUGGAGCAGUGUCGUGUUCCGGAUCUCUUAGUUAAGAACUAUGGAGAUGAUGAUAGUGCUUGUGAUGUGGGCAUUGUUAUUAGGGUGGUAGAAUCUUAUGUUUCUUUUGCUGCAAGCAAACCCACACCAAAACUAUUUGUUGUGGGAAGGUUGGUGGAUGAUUAUCUUGCACUGGUUUCAAGGGAUGAGAAGCUUAGUGCCAAACGUUUCCAGUCACUUGUAGAAGCAUUGCCAAAAGAUGCCAGGUUUUGUGAUGACAACCUUUAUACAGCCAUUGACAUGUAUCUCAAGGCACACCCUAGCUUGAUAGAAGAAGAGAGAGUAAGUGUAUGUAAAACCCUAGAUUACCACAGACUAUCCCAAGAAGCACGUGAGCACGUGAUGAAGAACGACCGGCUGCCUGCGAAAAUCAUGACACGAUUCAUCCUCUUAGAGCAAGUAAACAUGACAAGGUCAAUGACAGCUUCUGGAUCAAAUUAUAGAAGAACAAAGAUUCAGGCAAUUCUUAAAGUAUCCAAGAGGGGAUGGAUGAAUUCCCGGAAAGAGAUAAAGAUAAUGAAGAAAGAGCUUGACAAAAUGAAGGUGCAGCUCAAUGAAUUACAGAUGUGUAAGCUAAAGUUGCAAGGACAAAAGUAGAGAUGCCUCAAUUAGAAGGAAAAGCUCAGCUUUGUAUGAAAUACUUUUAUGUUGGGUCUUAAAUUUUGUACCAUUAGAUUUCCUGUGUGUGGAGGAUGAAGAUGGUAUUAAAUUUAUGCAUAAGUUCUCUAUCCAAAUUAAGAAAAGAAAUUCCAUAUGAUGGAUGCUCUAUGA